ACGAAUCCAAACAAACUGCCCGGUGCUUUGUUACUGUUUCAGAUGUUCGAACCGCCCCUCAGUUACGAUGACCCAAAUGGGCGUGAUCUCGCGCGCGACGGUUCAUGCGUCAUCUACAAGCCUUGAUACCGAGCUGAGCGGAAAUUGCUUUAGGUAGUCGGUGUAAUCGUCGACGCUUUCAGACGAAACGCAAAAUUCUUAAAAUAGACGGAAGAUGGGCCCUCACCAUCGCAAACAACGGAGUGUGGUUGUGAAAGCUGAAUCGAUGGACCACAGUGGAGUGUGUCCGCCAGAUGUGCAGCAGGUGUUGGUGAUUAAAGAAGAGGUUCCCAUUGAGCAAGAUGAGUGGGACCCCAGUUUGGAUCAUGAUGACUCUAAUCCCCUAUACAUUAAAGAAGAAGAGGAGGAAUUCUGUAUCAGUCAGGAGGGGGAGCAGCAUGAAGGACUUGAAGAAGAUAAUAGCAUGUUUCCAUUUGAUCCUCUGACACGUGGCCAUAACGAAGCGGUACCUCAGUUUUCACAGCUUCAUCAAAGUCAAUCUACUGAGCACUUGAGAGAAAGAGUUCCUCAAGCUAUCUGCUCAGCUAAUGACAUAAAGACAGAAGCUAAUGGGAUGGAUGGUUAUGAGUCAGAACCUGAUAGCCACUUGAAUCAAGAUGAUUGUUUAAGUCUGGAUCCUGGUAACAAACCUAUAUACAUUUCUGAAACAGAGAGUGAUGAAGAUGAUGAAAUCAGGAAGAGGGUCAGAAAAUCUCAAUCACCAUUUUGGGAAAAAAAUGGAAUUCCAAUUUACAAAGUUACAAUGAUGCCACUCUCUCAACUUCAACCACUGGUUUCUGGAAAAGGAAAGGGCCCUUGUCAUAUCAGCUCUCCUGGCCUUUCUGCUGACAUGUCUCGGCAAACUUUUACAAGGGCAGGUGUCCCUAAUGUCACCCACUUUCAACCGUUGGCUUCUGGCAAACCAAAGGCCUCCCAUCAGAUAGGCUCUCCUGGCUUCUCUGCUGACUUCACCUGUCAAAGUGUUGCUGUCCAAAGGGCAGGUGUCUUCAAACCUUCACACAUUGCCGGCUCCUCUGUCACUCCUGGAAGCGCUGUCACUCCUCAGAACUUGCAACCUGUUGGAUGGCUGUAUGGUGAUCCAGUGUAUGCUAUUGGAGCAGGAGGGUUCACACCUCCAUACUCUGCUGCUCUGCCCAAGAAUGCUUCCAUGUCAGUAAAGCAGACCCCUGAAUCCAAACGGAAAAAAGAGGAUAAGCCGUAUAUUAAAAAGCCACCCAAUUCUUUCAUGCUGUUCAUGAAGGAACAGAGGCAAAAUAUUGUUGCUGAGUGCAAUGUGAAAGAGAGUGCCACUGUGAACCAGAUCCUAGGAAUGAAAUGGAAAGCUAUGUCUGAUGAGGAACAAGCUAAGUAUUACGAACUGGCUCAAAAAGAGAGAAUCCUCCACUCUCAAAUGUAUCCAGAUUGGUCACCCAGCGACAAUUAUGCUAAAAAGAAGAAGCGUACCAGGGUCAAGCCUGUCUUUGUAAUGGAAGCACAUGGAGAAGACCCAUCGCAGCCGAAGAGGCUUUGUGUGCUCCCAGGAUCUGAGGGCACACUGCAGCCACAGACUGUUGUAUUUAUGCCAUCUACACAGACUGCCACAUUAAAGUCACAACCACAGACUUUAGUCUUGCAGCAAACAGUACAGAAUGCUACAGUAAAACCGCAACCACAGGCUGUAAUGUUGCAACCAACAAUGCAGAAUGCUACAGUAAAACCACAGACUGCAUUGUUCCAACCAACAACGCAGAAUGCCACAGUAAAUCCACAGACUGAAUUGUUCCAACAAACAAUGCAGAAUGCUACAGUAAAACCACAGACUGAAUUGUUCCAUCAAACAAUGCAGAAUGCCACAGUCAAACCACAGACUGCAUUGCUCCAACCAACUAUGCAGAAUUCGACAGUAAGACCACAGACUGGAUUGUUCCAACCAACAACGCAGAUUGGCACAGUAAAAUCACAGACUGAAUUGUUGCAACCAACAACGCAGAAUGCUACAGUAAAAUCACAGACUGCAUUGCUCCAACCAACAACGCAGAAUUCGACAGUAAGACCACAGACUGGAUUGUUCCAACCAAAAACGCAGAUUGCCACAGUAAAAUCACAGACUGAAUUGUUGCACCCAACAACGCAGAAUGCUACAGUAAAAUCACAGACUGCAUUGCUCCAACCAACAACGCAGAAUUCGACAGUAAGACCACAGACUGGAUUGUUCCAACCAAAAACGCAGAUUGCCACAGUAAAAUCACAGACUGAAUUGUUGCAACCAACAACGCAGAAUGCUACAGUAAAACCACAGACUGAAUUGUUCCAACCAACAAUGCAGAAUGCCUCAGUAAAACCACAGACUGGAUUGUUCCAACCAACAAUGCAGAAUGCCUCAGUAAAACCACAGACUGGAUUGUUCCAACCAACAAUGCAGAAUGCCUCAGUAAAACCACAGACUGGAUUGUUCCAACCAACAAUGCAGAAUGCCUCAGUAAAACCACAGACUGGAUUGUUCCAACCAACAAUGCAAGAUGCCUCAAUAAAACCACAGACUGGAUUGUUCCAACCAACAAUGCAAGAUGCCUCAAUAAAACCACAGACUGGAUUGUUCCAACCAACAAUGCAAGGCGCUACAGUCAAACCACAGACUGGAUUGUUGCAACCAACAGUACAGAAUGCCACAGUAAAUCCACAGACUGGAUUGUUGCAACCAACAAUGCAGAAUGCCACAAUAAAACCACAGACUGGAAUCUUGCAACCAACAAUACAGAAUGCCACAAUAAAACCACAGACUGGAAUCUUGCAACCAACAAUACAGAAUGCCACAGUAAAACCACAGACUGAAAUCUUGCAACCAACAACGCAGAAUGCCUCAGUAAAACCACAGACUGGAAACUUGCAACCAACAACACAGAAUGCCUCAGUAAAACCACAGACUGGAAUCUUACAACCAACAACGCAGAAUGCUACAGUAAAACCACAGGCUGAAUCGUUGCAACCAACAGCACAGAAUGCCUCAGUAAAACCAGAACCACAGACUGUAGUGUUCCAGCCAUCAACACAGACUGCAACAUUAAAGCCACCACCACAACCUAUAGUGUUGCAAACAACAGCACAGAAUGCCGCAGGAAAACUAAAACCACAGACUUUUGUGUUGCAACCAACAGCACAGACUGUUGCGGGAAAUCCACAAAUGCAGUCUUCUGCAAUAAAGCCACAAAUGCAGUCUGUUGCGCUUAACCCACACACCCAGACUGCUGGGGUUAACCCACAAACGCAGACUGUUGUCUUGCAGCCUCACACUCAGACUGUUGUUUUGCAGCCUCACACUCAGACUGUUGUCUUGCAGCAUCAAACCUCAGCCUCAACGACUGCAAUGUUGCAGACAAACAAUAUCAUUCCACCACCACAGCAGAGGCAAAUUGAGCAAAAGCCUUAUAUUAAGAAGCCCCCCAAUGCUUUCAUGCUAUUCAUGAGGGAGCAGAGGCCCAAUGUUGUAGCACAGUACAAUAUGAAAGAGAGCGCCACUGUGAACCAGAUACUGGGACAGAAGUGGAAUGCUUUGACCAGGGAGGAGCAGGCCAAGUACUUUGAGCUUGCUCGUCAAGAGAAAAUUAUCCACUCUCAGCUGUACCCAGACUGGUCACCAAAUGCCAAUCCUAAAAGGAGGAGGAGGGUCAAGGUUGAGACCUACUCUAGAACUGAAGUUCCUGUUCCAGCGUUUGCAGAUGAGUCGUCACAGCCAAAGAUGCCCCCUGUCUUGUCAGGAUCCGACAGGAUGCCACACACGCAGACUGUUGUGAUAGAACCGCACACACAAGCUCUUGUGUUCAAACCUCACACACAGCCUGUUGUGUUGAAGCUGGGCACGCAGAGUGUUGUCAUGCAGCCGCACAACGUUUCUACUCAUAAGCAGAUAAAUGUGAAUCAAGAGACCUCUGCCUCUAUUGUGGACUCUAUAGAGACUUCGGUUAGUCAUUAAAAUUAGGAAUGUGAAGAGCAACAAAUCUAGUGUAUUUGUCUUUUGUUUUUGGUUUUUGUUUGUUUGUUGUUUUGCCUGGAAGUGAUAGUAGAAUGGUUGUCAGUUUGUUGGGUUACAUCAAAGAAGUCCUGGGCAUGAACCCAUUCUGACAGAUUGCAGCCUUUUAGUGUAAUUGCAGGUUACGUUAGUUGGUGUCGAGGAAGUUUAUGGCACUUGGGCUGUGAGAUGGAGCCGGAAAACUUGGAGGAAAACUACAGACACUGAGAAAAUACAAACUGGACACAAACGGUCAGGAUAAGAUUAACUCCUAACCUUCAUGGUGUGAAACCAGCAGGUGAGUUGCCCCUCUCGGGUACCAGCUGUGUUUCCUAAACUAGAGGCCAGGUGUGAUUGGCUUCAAAUCCAUGUCAGCUGCCAUUAUAACAAAAUGCCAACAUCUCAGCUGACAGAAGAGGAAGGGGGUUAUGUGUUCACGUCUGUAUCUGUUUGCCGUGGCCGUCAGCAAGAUGUCUCAAAAUAGGAAAGAGAUUUUGGAGGAGACAGUUCUUCCAUCCGGGAAGACUUGGCGACUUGCCUCUUAAGUUUUUCUUUUGUCUCUUUUCAGGUCUUUGACAUUGCAAGGUUGCUUUUCAUUUUAUGUAAUUAACAUUCUUGCCUUAUAACAUUACAAAGUUCAGAAAGAGGAUAAAAAAUAAAUUCUGCCCGCUCUCCGCUGUGGAUUUGUGGAGCUUGUCAGAGGCCCUCCCAUUCUUUGAGUGCACUUUCCAUUAUCUAGACAAAAAUCCACAUUUCACUGACUGACAACCAGAAGCUUGAAAUAAUCUGACUGAUGUUGAGAGUUGAAUAUAUUACUAAUUCUAAGAUACAUGAAACAAAACAGCAGAACACUAUUCACUGGUUAGUUUAUUUUAUGAAGUUGUUAUGAAGGACAUUGUUUAUGAUUUGAUCUUUUUCAACUUUAGCAUGUGACAUGACUGAGUUCUGAUUUCUGAAAGUUUGAAAUUGUUAGAAUACAAGUUAAGUAUUUGGAGUUGAACAUUAAUUGCUCUCUCACCAUCAUUCCUGAAUAUUGUGCAGUAUGGAACUGUAAAUUUUUCCAGUUGGAACAACACAUGUUGACGCAUCACUCACUCACCUCAGAGUUGAAAUAAAUCCUUUGAGAUGCAUAUACCUAUGGUUACAGACAACAAAACUGUAGAUGUUUAUGUCCAAAUUUGUACCUGAGUAAUGUGUAUGUAUAUAUGUUUACAUGUAUUUUGGAUAUAAAUACUAACUUUCAUCUAAA
Messenger RNA from Thalassophryne amazonica, 5294 nucleotides. Its product is annotated as mediator of RNA polymerase II transcription subunit 15-like. The record is from RefSeq and is a predicted model, not a curated record. Gene Ontology annotation, cellular component: beta-catenin-TCF complex. Bases 215 to 4009 code for a protein of 1264 amino acids. The transcript has 11 exons. NCBI's taxonomy places the organism in Eukaryota, Metazoa, Chordata, Actinopteri, Batrachoidiformes, Batrachoididae. Gene Ontology annotation, biological process: regulation of transcription by RNA polymerase II; canonical Wnt signaling pathway. Gene Ontology annotation, molecular function: RNA polymerase II cis-regulatory region sequence-specific DNA binding; DNA-binding transcription factor activity, RNA polymerase II-specific.